AUGGCUUUGAUCUUCCCGCGUGAGGGAAAUGCAUUAUAUUUAAUAAUUUGGUUUGUUUCUAUAUUUGCAGGCCUCGUAUCUUGUUCUCCAAACCCUUGCAAAAAUGGCGCAUCUUGUGUUUCCAAUCCUAGAGGUGAACCAUAUUGCAACUGUCCAGCCUUAUACGUCGGCGAGUACUGUCAACACAUGAACCCAUGCCGUACUGGCCCUGGGCCUCGAUGCCAGAAUGGUGGCACGUGUAAAGUUGGACUGUCACCGAAGAAUGCACCUACUUUCUCAUGUGCUUGUCCUGUAGGUUACUCGGCUUCCUUGUGCGAGAUUGCUGUGCCCAACAGCUGCAACAGUAGUCCAUGUCUGAAUAGUGGCACCUGCAACCUUGUUACCUUAGACAACUACACCUGUUCUUGUUCUGGAGGAUUCAGAGGUCGACACUGUGAAGAAAUUGACCACUGUUCUAAUCGACCAUGUCGAAAUGAUGCUACCUGCGAAUCUCGUGAAGAUGGCUAUAAAUGCAUUUGUGCGGAGGGAUUUACUGGAAGUACGUGCACCAAUGAUAUCGAUGAGUGCAGCAAGGAUCCUUGCAUUCAUGGCAGAUGUGUUAACACAGUUGGAUCCUAUCGAUGCACGUGCGAAACUGGAUAUACGGGACAAAAUUGCGAAUCUCAAUACAUUCCUUGUGAACCCAGUCCUUGUGAAAACGGUGGAACUUGCAAAGCUUUAGAUUCUCUAAAUUAUCAGUGUACUUGCCCAGAAGGUUUUACUGGUACAAAUUGUGAAACGAAUAUUGAUGAUUGUCCUGGACAUAUGUGCCAAAAUGGAGCUCUGUGCAUUGAUGGAAUUAACAGCUACACCUGCCAAUGUCCUCCCACCUAUACAGGUUCCUACUGCAGCAAAGACGUGGAUGAAUGCUCAGUCAGACCCAGUGUAUGCCAAAAUGGAGCAACCUGCAUCAAUUCAGUCGGUGGUUAUUCUUGUAUUUGUGUUAAUGGAUGGUCUGGCGACGAUUGCAGUGAAAACAUUGAUGAUUGCGCUGGUGCUGCUUGUUUUAAUGGUGCUACUUGUCAUGAUCGUGUUGGAUCCUUCUAUUGCCAGUGUGCACCUGGAAAAACAGGUCUGUUAUGUCAUCUGGAUGACGCCUGUGCCAGCAAUCCAUGCCAUGCGGGAGCUAUUUGUGAUACUAGCCCAAUUGAUGGAACAUAUAUUUGUUCGUGCCCAAGUGGUUUCAAAGGAGUGGAUUGUACGCAGGACAUCGACGAAUGUGAGGAAGGUUCUCCUUGUGAACAUGGUGGGACGUGCGUCAACACCCCCGGUUCAUUCCAUUGCAAUUGCACCAAAGGUUUCACUGGUCCCCGUUGUGAAAUCAACAUCAACGAGUGUGAUUCCAAUCCAUGUAAAAAUGAGGGAACUUGCUUGGACGAAAGAGGUGGCUUCCGAUGCGUCUGUAUGCCCGGCUAUAAAGGCUCAAACUGUGAAGAGGAUAUUGAUGAAUGUACACCAAAUCCAUGUCUCAAUGGUGGUAUUUGCAGUGAUAGAAUCAAUGGCUUUAAGUGCCUGUGCCCUAUAGGAUUUUCUGGGAAGAAAUGUGAAGUCAAUGAAGAUGACUGUGUUUCCCUUCCUUGUCAAAAUGGAGGAAAUUGUACUGAUGGAAUAGCCAGUUUUACCUGUCAUUGUUAUCCAGGUUUCACUGGAACACAUUGUGAAACUAACAUUAAUGACUGCCAAUCAUCUCCUUGUCACCAUGGACAAUGCAUUGAUGGAACCAAUUCUUUCAAGUGUUUGUGUAAUCCGGGCUACAAGGGACACUUGUGCCAAACCCAGAUUAAUGAAUGUUUGAGCAGCCCUUGCCAACAUGAUGGAUUUUGCCAAGAUCUUGUCAAUGGAUAUCAAUGUCGUUGCAGAGCUGGUACCUCUGGGAAGAACUGUGAAUAUAAUAUCAAUGAGUGUUCAAGUAAUCCAUGCAGAAAUGGUGCUAAGUGCAUUGACGGAAUCAAUUCUUAUACAUGUCAGUGUAUCCCCGGAUUUACUGGCUUAUAUUGUGAAACUAAUAUCAAUGAAUGUGCCAGCAAUCCAUGUGCAAAUGGAGGUAUCUGUACUGAUUUAGUUAAUGGCUUCAAGUGUGAGUGUCCACGUGGCUAUUUUGAUGCACGCUGUUUAUCUGAUGUAAAUGAAUGUGCCAGCAGCCCUUGUGUUAAUGGUGGAACUUGUGAAGAUGAAGUCAACAAGUUUAUUUGCCAUUGCAGAGAAGGUUACGGUGGUCAUCGAUGUGAAGUUGAAAUUGAUGAGUGCCAAUCAAAUCCUUGCCAACAUGGUGGUAGCUGUAAAGAUAGUCUGGCAUCUUAUGAAUGCUCUUGUUUGCCAGGAUAUAGUGGACUGAACUGUGAGACCAAUAUAGAUGAUUGUUCAAGCAAUCCAUGUUUAAAUGGUGGUUCCUGUAUAGAUUUAGUAAAUGCUUACCAAUGUGUCUGCGAGGUUCCAUUUACUGGAAUAAGAUGUGACACAGAACUAAAUCCAUGUUCACCAAAUAAAUGCAAGAACAGUGCCAAGUGCACACCAUCUUCAAACUAUUUGGACUUUGCAUGCUCCUGUGAGUUAGGGUACACUGGUCAUUUAUGUGAUGAAGAUAUUGACGAAUGUGCCAUCUCUUCUCCUUGUCGAAAUGGAGCCACAUGUGCCAAUACUAAUGGGUCAUAUAGCUGCUUAUGUACUAAAGGUUAUGAAGGCAGGGAUUGUUUAAUCAAUACUGAUGAUUGUGCUUCUUUUCCAUGUCAAAAUGGUGGUACCUGUCUUGAUGGAAUUGGAGAAUACAAUUGUCUUUGUGUUGAAGGCUUUGGCGGAAAACAUUGUGAGAUGGAUGUCAAUGAGUGUGCUAGUAACCCAUGCCUUAAUGGAGCCACCUGUAAUGACUAUGUCAACAGCUAUACAUGUACAUGUCCUCUUGGAUUCAGCGGAACUAACUGUCAGACUAAUGAUGAGGAUUGUACAACAAGUUCAUGCAUGAAUGGUGGCACCUGCCUGGAUGGAAUUAACAGCUAUGUGUGCCAGUGCACACCAGGUUACACUGGUUCAAACUGUCAGUUUCACAUUAAUGAAUGCGAUUCCCAGCCUUGCCAAAGUGGAGGAACUUGCAUUGACCAUGUUGGGUACUACACAUGCCAUUGUCCAUUUGGCUACACUGGACUUCAUUGUGAUACAUUUGUUGACUGGUGUAGUACAAAACCUUGCAUGAAUGGUGCUACUUGUAUGCAGCUGAACAACACUUAUGGUUGCACUUGUCUGCCUGGAUGGACUGGAAUGCUUUGUGAUGUUUCAAUGGUUUCUUGCUCUGAUGCAGCUACUCAGAAAGGUAUUGAUGUACAAGAUCUUUGUAAAAAUGGAGGUUCCUGUGAAAAUAUUGGAAACAGUCACAGAUGUACUUGUGCUGCUGGAUAUGAUGGAAGUUAUUGUCAGCAUGAAAUAAAUGAAUGUAAUUCUCAACCAUGUCAAAAUGGAGCUACAUGUUCUGACCUUAUUGGUCAGUAUUCUUGUGAAUGUCCUCCUGGAUUCCAAGGCUUGAACUGUGAGUACAAUAUCAAUGACUGUGAUCCAAAUCCUUGUCGCAAUGGAGGAACUUGUCAUGACUUGGUUAACAAAUUUGUCUGCUCUUGCCCUCAUGGAACUCUUGGAAUCCUUUGCGAAAUCAAUGUGAAUGAAUGUUUUGAAGGAGCAUGUCACCAUGAUGGUACAUGUAUUGACAAAAUUGGAGGCUAUGAAUGUCAGUGCCAACCAGGAUAUGUUGGUCCAAGAUGUGAAGGAGAUGUUAAUGAAUGCCUUUCGGAUCCAUGUAAGCGACCAGGUACUCAAGAUUGUGUGCAGUUAGUGAAUGAUUAUCGUUGUGACUGUAAACCAGGAUAUAUGGGAAGACAUUGCGAAAUGAAAGUCAACUUUUGUGCCAGCAAUUUGUGCAUGAAUGGAGGGGUCUGUAGCAGCAGUUCUAAUGGAUCACCUACUUGCAUAUGUGCUGAGGGUUUUUGGGGUGAUACAUGUUCUAUGACCAACACUACAUGUGGCAGCCAUCCAUGCAGAAAUGGUGGACAGUGCAAGCCAAAACAUAAUGGCUACACUUGCAUAUGCCCUCAAGGAAUAGGAGGCCAGCAUUGUGAGAAAGAUAUUUUGGAUGAAUGCAUGUCUUCUCCUUGCCUCCAUGAUGGAGAAUGCAUUGACCGACUAGGAAAAUUUGAAUGUGAUUGCCCACCGGAGUGGAAUGGCUACCAUUGUGAUUUUUACGAUCCAUCUUUUGGUGGUGGUAUUGUUAAUGUUGUGCCUUCUCAGAAUCCCCCGCAAAAGUCUUUAGAGGAGGAAAAGAAAAUGUGUGUGAUAAAUGCUUGCGACCAGAAAGCUAGGAACAAUGUUUGUGAUGAAGAGUGCAACAGCUAUGCCUGCAAUUUUGAUGGUGGUGAUUGUUCUUUAGGCAUUAAUCCAUGGAAAAAUUGUAAGGCUGGUAUCAAAUGUUGGGAUGUUUUCCGUGAUGGCCAAUGCAAUGUGGAAUGCAAUAACAUUGAUUGCUUAUAUGAUGGAUUUGACUGUGACCAAAUGUUGAUGCCUUGCAAUGAACACUACGACACAUAUUGCUUGAGGAAUUAUGGAAACGGCUAUUGUGAUAAUGGAUGCAACAACUUAGAAUGUAACUGGGAUGGUUUGGAUUGUGAGCCUGACCCUCCAGUAUUAGCAUCAGGGUCGUUGGUUCUGGUUGUCCUAAUGGAACCAGAAGUCUUUCUGAAUAACAGCAUUCUGUUCUUGAGAGAAAUUGGACAUGCAUUAAGAACAAAUGUAAGGCUUAAAAUGGAUGAAAAUAAUCGACCACUGGUUCUACCUUGGCGAGCACCAGAUAUUGAAUCUUCAGUCAUGAGACCUUUCAGAAGCUCUGGUACACAAGUGCAUCUUGAAAUUGACAAUAGACGGUGCUCUAGGAUGAUGAAUGGGGAAUGCUUUGAUACAGCUAAAAAGGCUGCCCAGUUUCUUGCUGCUGCUCAUUCUCGCCAUGCUUUAUCAACUGCAUUUCCGAUUCGAGAGAUUCAGGAGGCGGAAAUUGACGAGAGAGAUGGAUUUGGUGGAGGUACUUAUUCCAAUAUUGUCUACAUGGCUAUUGGAGCUACAAUAGUUAUUCUGGUUGUGUUGGUGUUUGGUGUCUUGCUCAAUUCACAACGUAAAAGAGCCAGAGGAAUUACUUGGUUCCCCGAAGGAUUUCUACGGAACAACAGUGGACAGCAUAGACGAUCAAGAAGAAGGGGACCUGAUGGUCAGGAAAUGAGAAAUCUUCAUAAGCAAUGUUCAAUAAAUCAUUUGGAAGUGAUGGAUGGCUCUAUGCCUCCUGAUAGCAGCCAGUGGAGUGACGACGACAUGGAUCAUCCACCGAUGAAACGAAUGAAGAAUGACCGGUCACCUAAUCCCAGCUACGGAGAUACCCACACUGUCAUGACCACUGAUGAAUAUGAUGAUAAUGAUCCUCGUCCCUGGACUCAACAGCAUUUAGAUGCAGCAGAUAUCAGGAAUCCAGACAUCUUGGCUCUUACCCCACCUCAAGGGGACAAUGACAUGGAUCCCAACAGUGUUGAUGUAGACGUCAGAGGACCAGGUGGAUUGACUCCAUUAAUGUUAGCAUCAUUUAGAAGUGGAGGGUUUGAUAUUGGAGAUGAAGUUGAAGAUGAUGAUGGCUCAGUCAGUAUGAUACAAGAUCUACUAAUGCAAGGAGCUCAAAUUAACAUGACUACAGAACGUACAGGAGAAACAUCAUUACAUCUAGCUGCUCGUUAUGCAAGAGCUGAUGCAGCUAAGAGAUUGCUGGAUGCUGGUGCAGAUGCUAAUGCUCAGGACAAUACGGGACGUACACCACUACAUGCUGCCGUUGCUGCUGAUGCACAAGGAGUGUUUCAGAUUCUACUUCGCAAUCGUGCCACUAAUCUCAAUGCCCGGAUGCAUGAUGGAACAACGCCACUGGUUCUUGCUGCCCGACUUGCUAUUGAAGGAAUGGUUGAAGUUCUUAUAAAUGCUGAUGCUGAUAUUAAUUCUGCUGAUGAUCAUGGUAAAACUGCAUUACAUUGGGCUGCAGCUGUGAAUAAUGUUGAAGCUGUGCAAGUUCUUCUUGCACAUGGUGCUAACAGAGAUGCCCAAGAUGUCAAAGAAGAGACACCACUAUUCUUAGCUGCCCGGGAAGGAAGUUACGCUGCUGCUAAAGUUCUUCUGGAACAUUUUGCCAACCGGGACAUAACUGAUCACAUGGACAGGUUGCCCAGAGAUGUUGCGUUUGAAAGAAUGCAUCAUGACAUAGUGAGAUUACUGGAUGAAUAUGUGCCUCCAAGUCCACAAAUGAAUAUGCAAUCAAACGGUCCGAUGGGCUCUCCUGGCUUGAUGCAACCAGGUAACAUGCUUGGAUCAACCAAAUCUAUUAAACCAAAGAAAAGGCCUAAGUUGAACACUAUUGCUGGUCUACCUAUAAAAGAUGGAGAUUUACUUUGUGCUGAUGUCAGUGUACGAAGAAAAUCUUCAAUUAAGAAAAGGAAAGAGCCGCCACCAAUGCUUAUUCAAGGAAUUGAUGGUUCUGUCACACUUUCCCCGGUGAAUUCUUUGGAAUCGCCUCGCACUACAAGCUAUCUAGAGGGAACUCCGCCUCCUCUGGAUGUUUUAUAUAAUGGACAAAAUAUGGGAAUGUCCCAUCCAAAUUUAUUGAGUGUUGAUGGAAACUGUGGGAUGUCGAAUAAGCAACCACCAUCGUACGAAGAUUGCAUAAAUGCAGUUACCCAAAUAUAUGGUGUAAUGGGCAUGGAUGCUUUAAAUGCUGGGCUCACUGGCCAUAAUUUUAGCAAUGGCAUGAUAAAUAACCAAUCCUCGCAACAUCAAAGUAUGAAAGGGAACCACCCACGACAAAAUUCCAUGCCAAGUAGCAUGUCCCAAAACAUGACUGUGCCUACCUCACAUUCAUAUACAACAUCCACUCUUAAUAAACAGAGGCCAUCUCUUCCAACAUCACCAACUCAUAUGGCUGCAAUGAGAGCAGCUCACCAUCAGAAAACUGCACAUAUGCAAUCGCAACAAACUGCCAAUAGUGCUUAUGAUUAUCCCCCAAUGACUGACUUGCAUCACUUGCUCAAUACCUCAAAGAACUCUAAUUCUUCAAACAAUAUGCAAGUUUCUUAUUCUCAGGCUUACCAUUUUCCUACGCCACCAUCACAGCACAGUCAACCUGAAGCUACACCCCAGCAUUAUCUUUUAGGACCUGAGACUUAUCUCACGCCUUCACCAGAAUCACCUGGACAGUGGUCGAGUUCCUCUCCCCACUCUGCUCAAUCGGACUGGUCGGAAGGUAUUUCGAGUCCAAUGGGACCUACGAACUUGCAUCCGCAAAUGUCAGUCAGUGAACAACAAAAGUCACAAGUACAACAAUCUCACUUAACUCCAGAGGCAGUUUUCAUUUGAUAGGGACUUAAAAACUAUCAAAAACAUAAGUCAUCUUUGUAUAAUUCAUCAUUGAAAAGUGUGAGUGAGAUAUUUUUAAUUAUUGUAAAUACAUUCAUUUGAUAAUUUCUUGAUAAAUUUGUACAAUAUUGAAUAUUAUGUCAAGAAAUGUUGUAAAAUCUUUUGCUUAUAUCUAUCUUCUGUCUCAUCCAUAAAAGUCAUUGUAUUAUAUUCAUAUUUUAGAUGGAUGCUAAAUUAAAUAUUAAUCAUAGAUUUUAAGUCUAUGUAUUUAUUUCUAUGUAUGUUCUAUUGUCAAUCAUGUGUUUUCAAAUCAAUGUACAAGUACAGAAUCCAUAUCAUUAAAUUGUAUAGAAAAGAACAUUUAAUAUACAAGCUACAAAUUAAUCUUUGUAAACAAUACAUUCAUUAUGAUGAAUAUUUUAAAAAAUAAGAAUAAAUAUUUGAGAUUUAGUUUUUAAUCAUAUUUAACCUGAGGCAAUUGAUUUUAAUAAAUGUAAAUAGUAUUUUAGAUUGUAUAUUUGCUAACUGCAGUAAAACUGCAUAAAUAUAGCAUUUGUAUAUGUUGUAUAUUUUGAUACUAUUAAAAACUUGUGCUUUUAGGAUUUUAAAA
This is a messenger RNA of Uloborus diversus, 8059 nucleotides long. RefSeq names its product neurogenic locus Notch protein-like. The coding region runs from base 1 to 7449 and encodes 2482 amino acids. The record is from RefSeq and is a predicted model, not a curated record. Gene Ontology annotation, molecular function: protein binding; calcium ion binding. The transcript has 32 exons. Gene Ontology annotation, biological process: establishment or maintenance of epithelial cell apical/basal polarity; heterophilic cell-cell adhesion; Notch signaling pathway. Lineage: Eukaryota; Metazoa; Arthropoda; Arachnida; Araneae; Uloboridae. Gene Ontology annotation, cellular component: protein-containing complex; plasma membrane.